AUGGCUAGGAAACUUAAGGGCAAAAUUGGGAACAAGGGUUUAAAAGGUGCUCUUCAAAGACACCAAGCUCAAGAAAAGCUGAAAAGCAAAUUACAGAGCCAAAAGCUACACGAAAUCAACAAGAACAAACCAAAAAAAGCUGUUGCAGAGAAUCAGAAAUUGCAAAGAGAGAACGCGCCUAACUUCAUCCCGUUUACUGAAAAGAGCACUCUUUUGCUUGUAGGGGAAGGUGACUUUUCGUUUGCUCGUUCAAUUGUCGAACAAGACUACAUUCAACCCGAAAACUUAAUAGUCACAAGUUAUGACACUUCCGCUACAGAGCUCCACCUAAAGUACCCACAUUCAUUUGACGAAAACUAUAAAUUUCUAACUGAUGCAGGCGUCAAAAUUCUUUUCAAAAUUGACGCAACAAAUUUAAUAAAGUCACUUAAGUUAACAAAAAAAACCCCAUGGCCCAAAGUAGUGGGCCAAGAAUGGCGCAUGAAGCGGCUAAAUAAUAUAAUGUUCAAUUUUCCUCAUACGGGUCGGGGGAUCAAGGAUCAAGACAGAAAUAUCAGAGAACACCAGGAGCUCGUAUUCGGUUUCUUUGAUAGCUGCAAACAGCUUUUUGAAUUAAUAAAUAAUGGAGUUGAUAAGAUUUUGUCUCAAAAUUCCUCACAAGGUUAUUCUUUCGAAGGGAAGAACUCAAUAAACAGUCAUCCAGAAACAGUGAAUGCAGGUAAGGUUAUUCUUUCACUAUUUGCUGGCGAGCCAUAUGACUCCUGGCAAAUAAAAAUUCUUGCGAAAAAGAAUGGAUGGACUUUGGAAAGAUCAAACAAAUUUCAAUGGGAACUUUAUCCCGAGUAUCAUCAUAAGAGGACCAACAGCGAACAAGACACGACCAAACCUGCAUUAGAAAGAGAUGCUAGAAUUUACGUGUUUGAAACUUUCAACAAAAAAAAACAUUCGAAGUCUCAAAAAAGAAAGAGAGAUACUGAUGAUGAACGCCAGGAAUCAGAUUAA
This is a messenger RNA of Lachancea fermentati, 1002 nucleotides long. The record is from the annotation of a GenBank genome assembly. Lineage: Eukaryota; Fungi; Ascomycota; Saccharomycetes; Saccharomycetales; Saccharomycetaceae.